AUAUGAAAGAACCUAAUUUGUGAUAAAAAAGGGCGGGAAACCGAAAAUACUAGGCGGCAUUUUUGAAAAUAUUUUAAUUAUAGUGUUUUAAGUCCUUUUUUACUGACAAAACCGAGAUAUAUUUGCUCAUUUAUUAUUAAAUUUAAUGUUAGAUUAAAUUUCUGAUUCUACUCGUUGAAUGAGGCCAGGAGGCGGGGGUGCGGGCGGCGGCCCCUCCCCCAUGGAAACAGAAACCGCCAAAACUUCAACAAAAAGAAGAAAUAAAGAUGUUUCUGAUACAGAAGUCACAUCAUGUAAGCAAAAAAUGACAUACAUACGAAGUCGUCGCGGUCUCUUCAAAGACCACAACCCCAUAUAUGAAGAUUUGACAAAAAAAGAGUAUCCUGUACUACUACAAUCUGCUUCUAAUGAACUGACUCAUAAAGUCCCCAUGGACAUCCUCAAAGUUAAUGGAAUAUUAAAAGAGAUUUUGGGGGUGCAAUAUGUAAAGGCGGCUGGUAACUUUUAUGUUAAAGUUUAUUUCGGAUGUGCCAAGGAUGCAAAUGCAUUUUUGCUAAACAAACCUGUACUACAAGAAAAUAAUUGGAAAGCAACAAUUCCAUAUGACAGCAUAGAGUGCCAAGGAAUUAUUCGUGCUCCUGUGGAUCUUAGUGAGGAGACAUUGCUCGAGGACUUAAAAGCGAGUUGUAUGAUUCUUGGUGUAAAGCGCUUUACCAAAAAACAGGACGAUGGGCAAUUCAAACCUCUCCCAACCGUCCUGGUUACAUUUAUGGCCUCGUCUAGACCCGACCACGUAAUCUAUGACCAUAUCUGGAUGCCUGUACAGGAAUACAUCAGACCUCUGCUUCAGUGCUUCAGAUGUUAUAAAUUUGGACAUGGCAGUGGAGCUUGUAAAAGCACUCAAGUAUGUUCCAUUUGUUCGGCGGGUCAUUUUUACAAAGAAUGUACCACACCAUCAGUCUUCAAGUGCUCAAACUGUAGUGGACCCCAUUCGGCAGUUUCUUAUACCUGUAAAGUGAAGGCAGAAAAAAUUGCACAAAUUAAGAACAAGAUAAAUGGCAAAUUCUCUUAUGCAACUGCAGCUGCAAUAGCUGUUACACCUAAUAAUAGUACUAAUCCAAAUAGUAAGAUUUUAAAAACACCUGCUAAAACACCUCACGGACGUGCUAUGAUUGCUGACAUUAUUAAUUCUGAUAUUGUCCUUAAUGCAAUCACCAAAACAAUUGUAGAAUUAAUGAAAAAAAGAGAAGUCAAUAAUACUUCCUCUGGUCCUUUACCAAUAUCCUCCCAAAUGAUUAAAGAGCUGCUUGUAACAAGUUUUACCACUUAAAUUAUGGACAGGUUGGGUAUCAAACAAUUAAAAAUACUUCAUUGGAACUCCAGAAGUCUAUUUCCAAAACUAGGUCAACUUAUACAUUUUUUGCAUGGCUGUGAUGAAAGUGUCGACAUUAUACUAUUUAAUGAAACUUGGCUGACCCCUAGCAAAAUUAUCAAAUUGCCUGGGUUUACUGUAAUUAGAAGAGACUCAAACCAUCCCCAUGGUGGUGUUGCAAUUGCAAUUCGUUCCAAAUACAAGUUCAGUAUUGUCAACACUUUAUCACAGUACCAUUUUCAAAAUAUAUUAAUUAAUAUUAACAUUCAUAAUUUUUCUCUAGAUUUGUUAUGUGUAUACGCUCCUCCACCUCCAAAUGGUAAGUUUACUAUAGAUUCAUUGAAAGAUACAUGUUCAAAAUUUGUAAGUAAUAAUCGUUUGAUAAUAGGUGACUUCAACGCACAUCACUCAUCUUGGAGUUCAAGAGUCAAUGAUGGAAGGGGUAAAGCUCUUCAUGCUUAUGUGGAGAAUUCUGACUUAAUUUGUUUAAAUGAUGGCACUAUCACCACUUUUGCUCCGUUUGGCCAACAAGGUAAUGUUCUGGAUUUGGUAUUCGCAUCCCGAGCUCUUAGUUCUAGUUGUUCGGUAUUUGUUCUUGAUGAUCUUCUUAGUAGUAAUCACUUCCCUUUGCUCAUUAGUGUGGUUUUUGACUCGCCCACUCAUACAUAUUAUUCUAAUAACUUAUUUAAGGGUCCAGGUAUUAAUCUUCAACAAGAUGAUAAUUCGCUAGCUAAGGUAAAUUUUAAAAAGCUUGACUGGUCUAAGUUUAACAAGUUAUGUGAUGAUAAAUUUGAAGUUUUUCAAUUUGUAAAUAACCCUCUAGAAAACUAUAAGAAGUAUUUGAGUAUUUUGCAUGACAUAUUAAUGACAUUUCCUAAAAAGUGUUACCAUCACACAAAUAAAUCCUUAAAAGCUACCCCGUGGUGGAAUGAUGAAUGUGACCGUGUAGUUUUACAAGCUAAAAUUGCCUUACGAUCUUACAAACAAUAUCCUUCUAUGGAGAAUUACAUUAUAUACAAAAAACUAGAUGCUCUAAAGAAAAGAACAUUAUUUGAAAUUAAACGCGUGAGUUGGUUGAAUCUUUGUUCCUCCUUUAAUCGUAUG
Messenger RNA from Cydia pomonella (codling moth), 2476 nucleotides. RefSeq lists its product as uncharacterized. Lineage: Eukaryota; Metazoa; Arthropoda; Insecta; Lepidoptera; Tortricidae. The coding region runs from base 179 to 1330 and encodes 383 amino acids. The transcript has a single exon. The record is from RefSeq and is a predicted model, not a curated record.